AUCAUGCAGGCCGCGAUCCCAGUUAACCAAUUUAAGAUAUUUGUGCCUGAAACUAGUUACUCAAAAAGAAAAUCGUAAUUAUAUAUAACCUACUUACUCUGAUAGAUACAUAGAUCUCUCUAGACCGAGUUACCAAACCUCACUGAGUCACUAAGCAAUGCACUCCCCUUCUCCAGCCCAAGCUUCCGACGACUCUCAUCCCACUCCCACAAGAAAAACGCCAUGGCACUCACCUUUUCUCAUCUUCUUAGUACUGGCUCCAGUAGCAAUAGCCCUACUCAUUUACCGACUCGACACGCUCGACCCAGCUUCCCUGCCACUUCACGAGUUGACUCAGCCAGUCGCAGCUGCUCCGAAGCGUAAUGCUCAUAUGCUCAAAGGGUCGGAGUUUGUGGGUGUCGGGGCUUUGGUGGCACCGGAAGACGUGGCUUACGAUCCGAAGACGGGACUUAUUUAUACGGGAUGUGCUGACGGGUGGGUUAAGCGAGUCACGCUGAACGAGUCGGCUGCUGACUCGGUGGUGGAGAACUGGGUGUUCACAGGCGGGAGACCGCUCGGAAUUGCUCACGGCGCUGACAAGGAGGUUUACGUGGCUGACACCGAUAAGGGGCUACUGAAGAUAAGUGAGGAGGGAAUAAUCGAACUGCUGGCAGAUGAGGCCGAGGGUGUAAAAUUCAAGCUAACAGAUUUUGUAGAUGUAGCAGAAGAUGGUAUGAUUUAUUUCACAGAUGCUUCAUACAAAUACAGCUUGGAUGAGUUCAUGUUGGACAUUUUGGAAGGUAGACCCUACGGUAGAUUUCUGAGCUACAAUCCGAUGACCAAAGAGACCAAAGUGCUCGUUCGCAACCUGUACUUUGCUAAUGGAGUUGCAGUCUCUCCAGAUCAAAACUAUGUCAUCUUCUGCGAAACUGUCAUGAGAAGGUGUAGGAAAUAUUACCUGGAAGGCACUAAAAAAGGGGGUGUAGAAAACUUUAUCGACCAUUUACCGGGCAUGCCUGAUAAUAUCAGAUAUGAUGGAGAAGGCCAUUACUGGAUUGCACUGGCCACGGAUGUUAAACCAUACUGGGAUCUAGCACUUCGAUAUCCUUUUAUUCGGAAAGUCCUAGCGAUCGUGAAGCGGUAUGCAGGAGGCAGGCCACAUUUGGAGAAGAAUGCGGGCGUAUUUGUUGUGAAUUUGGAUGGUGAGCCGAUUGCUCACUACUCUGAUCCUGAGUUAAUUCUCAUUACAAGUGGGAUCAAGAUUGGAAAGUACCUCUACUGCGGUUCCGUCGUCUAUCCCUACAUUAUCCGCCUCGAUCUGGAUCAACAUCCUGCACAUGCCACCACAUGAGCUAAUACCUAGCCCCUUGGUAUAAUCUUCAACACGUACGGAAUGGUAUUGUAGCUUCACUAGAGAAACUUAAGCAUAGACUAUAGAUGCAAUGGUAGUGUUUGGUUUAUGUAAUUUUGCCUUGGUUUAUGAUUGUGAAACGAAUGUAUGACACCUUUUGAGGAAAUGAAAUUUACUAAUGUAUUUUUUUUCAAAAGAAAAAAAAAAUUAACAAUUCAAUCGUUAACAAUCAUAUUAUUUAAUUUACUAAAUUUGAUUUAAAAUUUAGUUUAUCUAACAAAGUUGUUGAUGUGAAUAAACCAUUUAGUUUUGUCAAUUUUGUUUUGAUAAUUUGACAAUAAUAGAUUAUAUCCAUACAGGCAAUGUUAAGAAGACCAUGCAUGACAUAAAUAGUAGACCAUAACUGAAGUUCUACAUUUCUAUAUCCAGAAAUUAUUAAAUAGACCUGCAGACUUUAAUUAUCGUGUUUGUCCUCUUAUAUUCAAAUUUAAAAUUUAUAUCUACUAAAACUCAGCAGAUUAGCACUGUUCAUCAUGUGAGAGGGUGCACUAUUCAUCAACAAUGAAAGGUUUCUGCUUUGGUUGCCGUAAUGUUCACACUUUGCUACAGGAAAAAGUCUGUUUUGUCCUUCUUGGCCUCGUGUUUAUCGUCAGUAUUGGAUUCGGUUCUUAUUGCCUGCUUUGUACAACUAAAGGGAUAAAGUAAGGGAACUUUUAAUGAAAAUUUCUCGAUACUAUUUAGUUUAAUAAAAAAAUUAUUUUUUUAUAUUAAAAAAUUAAUUAUAAUACUAUUUAUCAAUGUUUUCAAUUUCUUUUCAUUAAUUUUUCUAUAAAGUGAGAUUCUUUGACAAAAAAAAUAAGAUUAAAAAAAUGUAAGGGCUCCAUCUGUCCCCCUCCCUCUCAUCUCAUCUGGGAAAGGAAGAUAGGUGGAAAAGUAGAACUCUUCCAUUUGCUUCCACAGAUAUCUCGAGCUCUCUCUCAAGCCCAGAACCCUAGCCUCUGCAAGGGAAUAAGAGGGACGACUAUUCAAGGAUUCAUCAUGUCCGCUGGUUGUAUUCACCCUAACCCACAGAGGAAAUGAAGGCACAAGUCCUUAGGCGCCUUGAAGCAAGUCUGGCACUCAUCUCAGUCUACGCGUUUGCAAACCAUUUGUGCUUUAGGCAAGAAUCACCCCCCAAGACAUUGCAGGGCAUGAGGGUACAAUUAGGAUUGGAGAUAUGUAGCUGCCCGUGAUAAUGGAAAUCACUCUCAAAGGCUGUGGCAGAAGGAAGCUAGGAGGUGCAGCAACUGGAAGUCGGAUUUCACUCUCGUGGCUGCAAUUAGAUCAAGUUGUGGCUGAUUUGAUUUGAGCACGCACAGAUUGUUUUCGAGGUUUUUGACUCCUACCCUUCCAGAAACUUGAGAAAUGCUAUUCUUGCGGAAGACCUGCCAUAUUGAUUGAUCUGUUUCUUCGUCGUCGAUUCAGCUGCUCGCCUGGCUUCAUCGCAGAAGGAUGUGUUUGCUACUGCGAGCUUCCUCUCACCAUCUCCACAGCCCACUUCGCCCAGCUUGAUUCAUCGUCUCAACCAUCUCAACAUUGACCAUGAGACCUUCUAGGUGUUAGAUCAAACUGUACCUUCAACCCUCGAGAAGAUGAUCAAGGAAGCAGAAGAGACAAUAAUAAGUACAAAAUGAUGCUUUUGGCUCCCACUUUUGAGGUUACUACCAUGAGCAGGUAUUAACAAACCAGUUCAAUUUGCUUUCAAGUUGAUGAGGUUGUGAUUGUGGAUGCUGACAUGAUUAUCCGCAAGCAGAUUGUUCCUUGGGAACUUGGGUGCUGAGAAAAGCAAGACUCUUGCAUCAUAUUAGUUAACCAGAUUAUAAAUGAUGCUAGUAGGUAUAUUACUACUGCAUCUUUUUUCAUGUAAUUACCUAUGAUAGCACUUGUAUGUGGGCAAUCUAUAUAUUCUUAAAUAUGUGAUGCAAAUCAUUUUCUUUGUUUAUUGGAUAUUAAAGAUGUAAAUGUACUAAAUUGGAAGCUCAAAUAUUGAAUAACAUAAUGUACACCCAAACACAUGGUACAAUUUGACACA
Messenger RNA from Pyrus x bretschneideri (Chinese white pear), 3401 nucleotides. Its product is annotated as protein STRICTOSIDINE SYNTHASE-LIKE 5-like. Bases 158 to 1330 code for a protein of 390 amino acids. Gene Ontology annotation, molecular function: strictosidine synthase activity. The record is from RefSeq and is a predicted model, not a curated record. The transcript is spliced from 14 exons. Gene Ontology annotation, biological process: biosynthetic process. NCBI's taxonomy places the organism in Eukaryota, Viridiplantae, Streptophyta, Magnoliopsida, Rosales, Rosaceae.